AGCCGAGCGGGCCUCUGAGCGAAGUCAGCGGGCAGUGGGAGCCUCGCUGUCCGCUGCGAUGAUUCCCCCGCAGGAGGCUUCCGCCCGGCGGCGGGAAAUCGAGGACAAACUGAAGAAGGAGGAGGAGACGCUGUCCUUCAUCCGAGACAGCCUGGAGAAGAGCGACCAGCUCACUAAGAACAUGGUGUCUAUCCUGUCGUCCUUUGAGAGCCGUCUCAUGAAGCUGGAGAACUCCAUCAUCCCUGUGCACAAGCAAACGGAGAAUCUGCAGAGGCUGCAAGAGAAUGUCGAAAAGACGUUAUCCUGUCUGGACCAUGUCAUCAGCUAUUACCACGUAGCCAGUGACACUGAGAAGGUCAUCAGAGAAGGCCCCACAGGUAGGCUGGAAGAAUACCUGGGAAGCAUGGCCAAAAUCCAGAAGGCUGUGGAAUAUUUUCAGGACAAUAGCCCAGACAGUCCAGAGCUCAACAAAGUGAAGCUACUCUUUGAGAGAGGGAAGGAGUCGCUGGGGUCUGAGUUCCGCAGUCUGAUGACCAGGCACAGCAAGGUCGUCUCCCCUGUGCUCAUCCUGGACCUGAUCAGUGGGGAUGAUGAACUGGAGGUCCAGGAAGAAGGGACCCUGGAGCACCUGCCUGAAAGUGUACUCCAGGAUGUGGUCCGCAUCUCCCGCUGGCUGGUGGAGUACGGCCGGAACCAAGACUUCAUGAAUGUCUACUACCAGAUUCGCUCCAGCCAGCUGGACCGCUCCAUCAAAGGCCUAAAGGAGCAUUUUCGCAAAAGCAGUUCUUCCUCUGGGGUUCCCUACUCCCCUGCCAUCCCCAACAAGAGGAAAGACACACCUACCAAGAAGCCCGUCAAGCGGCCAGGGACGAUCCGUAAGGCUCAGAACCUUCUGAAACAGUAUUCCCAGCAUGGUCUAGAUGGGAAAAAGGGGGGCUCUAACCUCAUUCCUCUGGAAGGGAGAGACGACAUGCUGGAUGUGGAGACGGACGCCUACAUCCACUGCGUCAGCGCCUUUGUCAAGCUGGCCCAGAGUGAAUACCAGCUCCUGAUGGACAUCAUCCCUGAGCACCAUCAGAAGAGAACCUUCGACUCCUUGAUUCAGGAUGCACUGGAUGGGCUGAUGCUUGAAGGGGAGAACAUCGUGUCUGCUGCCAGGAAAGCCAUCAUCCGCCAUGACUUCUCCACAGUGCUCACAGUCUUCCCCAUCCUGCGGCACCUCAAGCAGACCAAGCCUGAGUUUGACCAGGUGCUCCAGGGCACAGCUGCCAGCACCAAGAACAAGCUGCCUGGCCUCAUCACCUCCAUGGAGACCAUUGGAGCCAAAGCACUAGAAGACUUCGCUGACAACAUUAAGAAUGACCCAGACAAAGAAUACAACAUGCCCAAGGAUGGCACCGUUCAUGAGCUCACAAGUAACGCCAUCCUUUUCCUACAGCAGCUUCUGGACUUCCAGGAAACAGCGGGUGCCAUGCUGGCCUCCCAAGUUCUUGGGGACACAUACAAUAUUCCUUUAGACCCCCGAGAAACCAGCUCUUCGGCCACCAGCUACAGCUCCGAGUUCAGCAAGCGCCUGCUGAGCACCUAUAUCUGCAAAGUCUUGGGUAACCUGCAGCUGAACUUACUGAGCAAGUCCAAGGUGUAUGAGGAUCCAGCAUUAAGCGCUAUCUUCCUACAUAACAAUUACAACUACAUCCUCAAGUCCCUGGAGAAGUCUGAGCUGAUCCAGCUGGUGGCUGUGACCCAGAAGACUGCUGAGCGCUCCUACCGCGAGCACAUCGAGCAGCAGAUCCAGACCUAUCAGCGGAGCUGGUUAAAGGUGACCGAUUAUAUCGCAGAGAAGAAUCUUCCAGUGUUCCAGCCUGGAGUCAAGCUCCGGGACAAGGAGCGGCAGAUGAUUAAAGAACGUUUCAAGGGAUUCAAUGAUGGCCUUGAAGAGCUGUGCAAGAUUCAGAAGGCCUGGGCCAUUCCAGACACAGAGCAGAGGGACAAGAUUCGACAGGCUCAGAAAAACAUUGUCAAGGAGACCUAUGGGGCCUUUCUGCACAGGUAUGGCAGCGUGCCCUUCACCAAGAACCCUGAGAAGUACAUCAAGUACCGUGUGGAACAGGUGGGCGACAUGAUCGAUCGCCUUUUCGACACCUCUGCCUAACCCUGCCAGUGUUCUGCCUGGUUCCACCACACUCACACGUUGUUGGACUGGUAAACCAGCGUUAACAUACCUCCAGGCCAGGUGAGUCUGAAGUCCUUUGCAACAGAGACCUUUGUACCCCACCCGGGAGCCCUGACCUGGUGUUGGCAUCUCCCCUGCGGCCCACAUCUCCUGUCAAACCAGCACUCACCCAGAAUGUGGCUCCUUUCACACCUUGGGUUUCACAAUGAAGCGUACCCGGUGGGGCCACAUGAUGGCUUCUGAGGCAGAAGACAAAAAGACAGAGACUGGUGUCCCCAGCUGCCGUGUGGAUCCAAGAAUGGGACGGCAGCCUCCACCCUGGCCUACUUCCAUCCUCUUCAGCCCACAGAUGUGAGCAGGCUCAAAACACAGGCCAAACGACAGCCAGCAGACCUGGGGGAAGGCUGUCAGUGUCGACCUCCUCUCUUGGAUUUAGUUCAUUGUCCACAGUUCUGUGCUCUGGGAUGUCCCACCACCUGGGACUCCCUGGUGACAAGAGGCAGGAGAGCUCUGUCUCUGGUCCCUUUGGAUCUGGCACACUGCAAGAAGUAUUUGGAGGAGUUCUGAACCACCCUGUGGGGCCAGCCGCUCAGUCAUCUGUUCCCUGGUUCCCAGCUUCGGUACUCAUGGCCCAGGCCAUGCAGCCGUGGUUGCAGGGGCUUUAGGCUGAAUGCAUGGGGGACAGGGAACUAGUGGACAGAGGCGAGCAAUUCAGGAGCAGAGUGGGAGAUCAUGAGGGUAAAGUUAGGCUGUACUACUUAGGAUGGCAGUGAACAGCCAUAGUCAAGAAGGGCAGGCCCCAACGGUGCAUUUGAGUGAUGGCUUGUUUUGCUUUUGUACACAGAGAGGGGAGCUCAGGAUGCAUGAGCCUCCUGUUAGAGAAUGGAGCUGACGCUUCUCUAGAGACACUGUUCUAGCUCUCACCUGGCUAUGGGAACUAUGCUGCACCCUUAAAUCUGUAUUCUAGGCCCCACCCUAUUACAGACCAGCCUGUCCACCAUGAGGAGUCUGGCCAGCUGUCAGUGUGCAGCUGAUCCCUCUGCUCUGUUAAGUCUACUCCAGCGCCUCGUUCCUCAUGGCCUCGCACUCUCAGAUGGGCCUAGCCCUUGCCUACCUCCCACACUAGUCCUGGGCUCUUCUGAAGGUCACUCUUUUCCACUCUGGGCACGGGGUUGGGGCUGCUCUUGUCUCCAAGGUGUAUCUCGACGCAGCCUUGGUGCAGAGGAAGAGCAGCAGCAGAUGAAGACGUAAACUGCCAAUGAAGGGACAGAGGCUGGCCCUGAACUGUCCAGUCUUGGUGACUAGGUGGGGCUGGGGGGGGGGCAGGGGGCAUCAUACUGAGCAGUGGAUUGCAGGAAGGGGAACUGGGCAGAGUCUGCCCUUGGAGGAGUGGAAGGCAAGGUAGCUAGCUGAGCAGCAGUGUUGCCUCUGGGUAUAUACCAUCCCUCUCCCCUCCACCAGGCUCUACCAGCCUCUUCCCAGGUAGAAGUGUCACCUGGAGCAGGGCAUGGGAUGCUGGCGUGGGACCUGAGCUUUCAAGUCACGAACUGCAUGUUCUCUCUUGAUGCAGUCUCAUCCUGCACAUGGGUGUGGAACACCAGCCCCAUCACUGAAAAGGAUAGGGUGCCAAGUGUGAACUAGGGAGAGACUGAAGCACACGGAAGCUGCGGGCUUCCGAGGGCCUCUGAGGGCCAUGGGAGAGGAGCUAAUCCACAGGUUUUCACAGCCUCUGGAAGCACAUCAGAUGGCCUCCAGUUAAAGAAGAGCCUUAGAUUCAGAGAUGAAUUUUCCUUGUGGAAAUAAAUGCACUUGGCAGCACCUCA
This is a messenger RNA of Peromyscus californicus insignis, 3996 nucleotides long. RefSeq names its product exocyst complex component 7 (gene Exoc7). The record is from RefSeq and is a predicted model, not a curated record. Gene Ontology annotation, molecular function: phosphatidylinositol-4,5-bisphosphate binding. Lineage: Eukaryota; Metazoa; Chordata; Mammalia; Rodentia; Cricetidae. The transcript has 20 exons. Gene Ontology annotation, cellular component: exocyst. Bases 59 to 2152 code for a protein of 697 amino acids. Gene Ontology annotation, biological process: exocytosis.